Molecule: messenger RNA, 189 nt
Organism: Gavia stellata (red-throated loon)
Lineage: Eukaryota; Metazoa; Chordata; Aves; Gaviiformes; Gaviidae
Product: gallinacin-4-like
Exons: 2
Coding region: 1-189 (62 amino acids)
Source: RefSeq, a predicted model, not a curated record
AUGAAAAUCCUUUCCUUUCUCUUUCCUCUCCUCCUGGUGAUAUUUCACGGAGCUGCAGGCUUUGCAAAACCUCUAAGAUCUUUUAUACGAUGUGGCUAUCGUGGGACUUUCUGCUCUCCUGGGACAUGCCCUCUUGGCAAUGCUUACCUGGGGGUGUGUCGUUUGGGGCAUUCUUGCUGUAAAUGGUAA